Molecule: messenger RNA, 639 nt
Organism: Mytilus trossulus (common blue mussel)
Lineage: Eukaryota; Metazoa; Mollusca; Bivalvia; Mytilida; Mytilidae
Exons: 4
Coding region: 1-639 (212 amino acids)
Source: RefSeq, a predicted model, not a curated record
AUGAUUGUAAAGAUUAUGACAUAUCAGCAUCUGACCAUGCAGUCUUUGGUAGAUAUGAUGAAACAUUACCUCCAUACCUCUAGGAAAGAGAAAUGUCCUCCUGAAGGGAAACCAUCUACAUUUGGACAGGUUGGCGGUAACCAGUAUUUGAACAAAGCAGGAGGUGUCAACAAUUUAUGCCUACCAAAUGACCCAGAAAACGAAGAACCCCUCAAAGGAGACAAUCACCAAAUAUUUGAAGCCGAAUAUGGAAAUACUGCAGGAAAUGAACCAUCAGGAUUGAGAGAUAUGCACCAACAGGAGAUACCAUGUUCUGUAUGCCACCAAAGAAAUAAAUCGGUUGUUCUGAUGAUACCAGCUGUGUUACAGAAAGCAAGAAAUAUGGAUGACAGAUGUUCAUUAAAAAAAACAUGCUACAGAGGCUGGACAUCCGAAUACAGUGGCUACCUUAUGACGGAUUAUAAGACUGCCAGUAGUAAGGAGUAUGCAUGUGUGGCCAAAAAUGCAGAACCUCUCGACGAUAAAACUGGAAACGAAGAUGGAGCUUUAUUCUACAGUGUCAGUACCAAAUGUGGCAGUUUGAAGUGUCCUCCAUACAAAGAUUCAGUAGAAGUUCUAUGUGUUGUUUGUACAAAAUAA